Molecule: messenger RNA, 1041 nt
Organism: Bacillus rossius redtenbacheri
Lineage: Eukaryota; Metazoa; Arthropoda; Insecta; Phasmatodea; Bacillidae
Gene: Naxe
Product: NAD(P)H-hydrate epimerase
Exons: 1
Coding region: 162-956 (264 amino acids)
Cellular component (GO): mitochondrion
Molecular function (GO): NAD(P)HX epimerase activity
Source: RefSeq, a predicted model, not a curated record
UGAUAAUAUAAAAGGAACGCGACCAUAAAUGUAAUUUUUUUCUGUUCAUUAGUCGCGUGACUUUGUUAUUAAAUAUGCUGUUUACUUGGUUAAACCUAAGGAAUCGGUGUGGCUAAAAUCGAUAGGUUACUAUUCUUUUUAAAAACUAUAGUUACAGCUUUAUGUAUUAUAAUUUUUUAAGUUGUGCGAGAAGUCGGCUAAUUCCCUUUUUAAGAACACAGUCACAUUUUAUUAAGUGCAUUCGCAGGUAUUCUUCAAACAUGUUGAAAUUUUUGGGGCAAGAGGAGGCCAUUAAUAUUGAUCAAGAACUUUUCAAUGAAUAUAAAUUCAGUGUAGACCAGCUAAUGGAAUUAGCAGGGCUGAGUUGCGCUGCCGCCAUAACAAAAUGUUAUCUUCCAGAGAAAACAAAACCGGCUGUUCUUGUUUGUUGUGGGCCAGGAAACAAUGGUGGAGACGGGCUUGUUUGUGCUAGACAUCUGAAGUUGUUCGGCUUCGAGCCAAGGGUGUUUUAUCCGAAACGUACAGACAAUAUUCUCUAUCAAAAUCUAACCACUCAGUGUGUGUGCAUGGACAUACCUUUUGUUGAAAACCUCCCAGACAUUGAUACCUUGAACAGCACAUACAGUUUGGUUGUGGAUGCAGUGUUUGGUUUCAGUUUCAAGCCACCUAUCAGACCUGCAUUUGUGGGUUUGAUAGAUACAUUAAAAAGAGUUAAAAUACCUUUAGCUAGUGUUGAUAUACCCAGCGGUUGGGACGUGGAGAAAGGUUGUCCACCAGAGGGUGGGUUGCAACCAGAACUAUUAAUUUCACUAACUGCCCCUAAAAAGUGUGCACUUACUUUCACUGGCAAGUUUCAUUUCCUUGGUGGACGCUUUGUACCACCACAAUUAGAAGCCAAGUAUCAACUGAAUCUUCCAACUUAUUUAGGCACAGAAAGUUGUGUUCAGAUCAAAUGAACAUUUUUAGUGGUGUCAUUAUGUAUUUAAAUGCAUUAAUCGGAAUCUUUAUGAUUAGGUAUUAAAUUUUUUUUUCACUUCUAAA